Molecule: messenger RNA, 1553 nt
Organism: Rhodamnia argentea
Lineage: Eukaryota; Viridiplantae; Streptophyta; Magnoliopsida; Myrtales; Myrtaceae
Product: probable L-ascorbate peroxidase 6, chloroplastic/mitochondrial
Exons: 12
Coding region: 22-1191 (389 amino acids)
Biological process (GO): hydrogen peroxide catabolic process; cellular response to oxidative stress; response to reactive oxygen species
Molecular function (GO): heme binding; peroxidase activity
Source: RefSeq, a predicted model, not a curated record
CACAAGGAAAAGGGGACGAAAAUGGAACUUCGAGCGCUCCCGUCGCAGUUCUCCUUCUCAACACCGCCACCAACUGCGUCCACAGCAACGGCGACCAUGGCUUCUCUCACCGGCGCCGCCACCUCCCGCCUCCUCCCCUCCGCCUCCCGAGCCCGUCUCUCUCUCUCCUCCUCCUCCUCCCCUGCUUCUCUCUCCUCUCUCCGAUGCCUCCGCGGAUCGUCCCCUCUCGUCUCUCGCCUCUUCCUCAACCAGAGGAGGCCGUCUAUGCAUUUGUCGGCCGCGCUGUACAGUGGAGUGGCGUCUCCUAAAUGUGCCGCGUCAGAUCCGGAGCAGCUGAAGGGUGCCAGGGAAGAAAUUAAGGAGCUUCUUAAGACUAAAUUCUGUCAUCCUAUUCUGGUGCGGUUGGGAUGGCAUGAUGCCGGUACUUAUAAUAAGAACAUUGAAGAAUGGCCUAAAAGAGGUGGAGCUAAUGGGAGUCUUCGGUUUGAAAUUGAGCUUAAGCAUGCAGCUAAUGCUGGUCUUGUAAAUGCAUUAAAACUUCUUGAGCCAAUCAAAGAAAAGUAUCCCAGUGUGACAUAUGCAGAUUUGUUUCAGCUGGCUAGUGCUACUGCUAUUGAGGAAGGUGGUGGUCCCAAGAUUCCCAUGAAGUAUGGAAGAGUUGAUGUCUCAAAACCUGAGGAGUGCCCUGAAGAAGGGAGGCUUCCUGAUGCUGGCCCCCCUUCACCAGCCGAUCAUCUCCGCGAAGUUUUCUACAGGAUGGGACUAAAUGACAAGGAAAUAGUUGCUUUGUCUGGGGCACACACUCUUGGAAGGUCAAGACCAGAACGUAGUGGUUGGGGCAAGCCAGAAACGAAGUACACGAAAGAUGGACCAGGAGCACCAGGUGGACAGUCAUGGACUGUGCAAUGGUUGAAGUUUGAUAACUCAUACUUCAAGGAUAUAAAAGAACAGAGGGACGAAAACCUGCUAGUAUUGCCGACUGAUGGUGUUCUUUUUGAAGAUCCUUCAUUCAAGGUCUAUGCUGAGAAAUAUGCUGAAGAUCAGGAAGCAUUCUUCAAGGAUUAUGCAGAAGCUCAUGCAAAACUCAGCAACCUUGGUGCCAAAUUUGAUCCUCCAGAGGGUAUCGUGAUAGAUGGUAAAGCUGCACCGGAGAAGUUUGUGGCUGCCACCUACUCAUCUGGAAAGGAUUAGAAAACACUGUCGCGUCUGUGCCGUGUCUUUUAAAUGUAAAAGAUGAGGAUAUUUUCAAUCGUGUGAAACCACUUCUUAAAACUUUGGGAGUCUUACCGAAGGGAGGAAUAAAAAUUCAAUGCGUGUUGCGUAUUUGAAUUGCAGAGAGAGCUCUCAGAUGCUAUGAAGCAAAAGAUCCGAGCUGAGUAUGAAGCGGUUGGUGGAAGCCCAGAUAAGCCUCUACAAUCCAACUAUUUUCUGAACAUAAUGAUUUUCAUUGCUGCUUUGGCAUUCUUGACAUCUCUCGUAGUGAAUUGAACUGAAGUUUGAGCUUGUGAGUAGUACGGCAAUUUUUAGUAUGCAAUCUAAUUCCAUUCGAGUAA